CACAAAACAAUCAGAUCGCUCGCUCCCUUUUUCGUAUUCAGAACAGCUGACUAUCCACAGAACGUAAGGAAUGUUAUUGUUAGAAAAAUGAAAUUGAGUUCGCGUUUUGUGUAGGAUUUUGAAAGUACAUACAUAAAUUCAUUAUUAAAACGUGUUGUCCUAAAAAUCGAUUGGGCGUGAAUUAUUGUGGUAAUCGUCCAGCGAGUAGGCUAGUGCCCAUGAGCGGGUUCGAGAUCUUACUGUGUAUUCGGAGAAACUUACGUUGUACCGAGAGGAAACUUUAUUGAAAAGUGAAACCGCUGAUGUACGGACCCUAUAUCAACAACAAAAUUUACCUUAUAAUCCGAAAAACGAAAAAUUUUCAUCCGUCCGUCAAAUCGGUACACUAGAAACACAUUAAGGAAACAUGACCAUCUGCCUAAUCAUAAAUAAGCCAGAUCAUUGCUGCAUAUGCACUGAACGGGAUACUCCUGCAGCUAUGGUGGAAUGCCAAGAGUGCGAUCGUCAAUUCCACUUAUCAUGUGUGAAAUCGUUGCGUUGUGUUUCUAUCAAGUGUGCCGAAAUCGAAGCAAAGAUGCGGCUACUAUCUAUUGGGAACAUCUCAAAUCUGAUGUGUUGUGGGCGCUGUAGCGACGCUUGUCCUCCGUUACGGGGGGAGACACUCCCCGACGUUCCCUUCAUGUUCUCCGGCGUUGACUACUUCGGGCCUUUCGAAGCUAUCGCAGAUUCGACAACAGAAGCGAAAAUGGGGUUCGUGAUAUUCACAUGCGUAUCUACGAGAGCUGUUCAUCUUGAGUUGGCGGAAGAGCUGUCCGAAGAUUCCUUCUUAGACUGUCUUCGAAGCUUCCGAAAGUGCAGAGGGAAAAUAAUGCACUUAUACAGCGACAAUGGGAAGAGCUUCCUUGAUAAAAACACGGAAAUGACAUUUUUCAUCCAAUUUCUUAACGAAAUAAUGCAACGAAACAACAAAUCAUCUACGCAUGUUCAAUGGACUUUCAACUCUCCCACGAUAGCACACAACGAAGGAGCGUGGGAAAGGUUCAUGGAGACCAUCAAAUCGUCUCUUAAGAGUAUGCUCAAUUCGCUUGCCCCUAGAAAGCCAAAUGUGAAAUUCUUGAAACCACUCCUAAUCCAAGCGGAAUUCAUCAUAAACUCAAGACCCUUAACGCAUAUUCCAGUCAUGCAGCCAGAAGAUGAGAUCCGAACACCAUUGCAUGCUUUGAAACAUCAUAACAGAGGAUAUGCGUCAUUGGGCACACUGGAUACCCUCGAGGAACAAUGGAAAACUGUUGUUGCGCAUGCGUUGCGACACUUUUGGGACCGCUGGAGAACGACUUACAUACCGACACUGGCGAAACGGCACAAAUUGACGAACGAUGUGACACCGAUAAAAUGUGACGACAUUGUCAUAACGAUGGACCGCAGUCCGUCUGGACGAUGGCUGAGGGGUCGCGUAAUCGAAAUCCAUACUACGCAUGGUGGGCAGAGCGCUUUCGUCUCGAUAAAAAAUAGUGAUGGAGUUGUCAAAGUUCCGAUGGCGGAAGUCGCAGUACUGGAGGUGGAAGAUUGGAACUUCGUCGAUCAUACCCUGACAGAUACGCCGGAGAUCAUUGACCGAGCUUUGUCUGCUAGUCAAGUCAUACAAGCGGGGGAAGCCAUAAAUGAAAUACCAACAGUUAUUGAACACGAUCUUAUAUUUACGGACAUACGGAGAACAUGUGAUAGCAACAGAAAUGUGAAGGAUGCGGCAAACCAAUUAGAGCUAUGCCAUUCGCCAAACAUGAGAGAAUUGUGAGAUUUCAUAAAUGUUAUUUAUUAUUUGAUUUGUUUGUAUUUUUAAAAUAAA
Toxorhynchites rutilus septentrionalis is the source of this 1846-nucleotide messenger RNA. RefSeq lists its product as uncharacterized. Gene Ontology annotation, molecular function: nucleic acid binding. Gene Ontology annotation, biological process: DNA integration. The record is from RefSeq and is a predicted model, not a curated record. The coding region runs from base 407 to 1795 and encodes 462 amino acids. NCBI's taxonomy places the organism in Eukaryota, Metazoa, Arthropoda, Insecta, Diptera, Culicidae. The transcript has 2 exons.